Messenger RNA from Auxenochlorella protothecoides, 837 nucleotides. Its product is annotated as Protein-lysine methyltransferase METTL21B. Bases 1 to 837 code for a protein of 278 amino acids. Lineage: Eukaryota; Viridiplantae; Chlorophyta; Trebouxiophyceae; Chlorellales; Chlorellaceae. The record is from RefSeq and is a predicted model, not a curated record. The transcript is spliced from 4 exons.
AUGGAUCGCUCGGAGGUGGUGCGGAGGGAGUACACCUUCGGGGACACCUCCCUGUCUAUCUACUCGCGCAAGUACGCCGAGGACACCACCAAGGUAUCCAUCUCGAUGCAGCUCACCGUGGAGCAGAUAUGGGGGUCGGAGAAGGAGGUAGCCGUGGGGAAGGAGACCGGCGCUGCUGCGCCGGCCCCAGACCUGCUGGGCCUGGACAUCUGGCCCGGCGCCCUCGCCCUGUGCAACUACUUGGCCAUGCACCCGAGCCUGGUGGGGUGCCGGCGGGUGCUGGAGCUGGGGGCGGGCAUGGGCCUGCCGGCCCUGCUGGCCGCCAAGCUGGGCUGCUCCUCCGCCCUGCUCACAGACUACGAGCCCCUGGUCUUGGAGCUGGCGGCCGAAAACAUCCGCCUGAACGGCGUGGGCGACAUCGCGGCCACGCAUCGCCUGGACUGGGAGGACCCGCAGGGCACCCUGGCCCCCGGCCACCCCCACUCCUUCCACGUGGUGCUGGCGGCCGAUGUGCUCUACAUCUCCGACAUCGUGCUGCCCUUCGUGGGCAUGCUGCAAACCCUGCUGCACCCCGAAGGCAUCGCGCUGGUGGCGCACCAGACGCGGCGCCCGCUGGUGCUGGACCCCGAGACCGGCGUGCCGGGUCUGUCGCGGCGCGACGAGCCUUACGAGGCCUUCCAGGCGGCGGUGCGGGCGGCGGGCCUGGUGCCGCGCCAGCUGGGCGCGCUGGACGCCGGGGGCAGCGCUGGGCCACUCUACCUCUCAGCCCUGGCCUGGGAGCAGGCCUACAUCGCGACGCUGGAGCCGGUGGCGCGACUGCGGCCUCUGAAAGGCUGA